AUGUCCGAAAAGCCUGUCUCAUCGGAGAUCUGGCGCCUGCAAGCCUUUCGCUCCAAGCGCCCCGUCGACCCCAAGUCCAAGGUCCACCUUCGCUUGUACUUUUUGCAAGCUCCCGUUUUUGAGACCACCGACGUGGAUGAGAACGAGCGCGACAUCCGCAAGCUUGCGGACACCAACUUUCUCAAGCAGUGCGACGCAGACUCGCUCGAGCGCUACCAGGAAGUCAUGAACCAGGUGAUGGAUAACCAUGGCUACGCCAUCAAGUCGUACUCGGACGUGAUCGACUCAGAAGGCGAGAAGAGCACCCUUGUCAUGGUCGCCCACCUCCGCGAUGAUGGCGCGGGCUUUUUCGUUGGUGUGCCCAACGUCUACCGCUUCCACAACCUCUUUGCCAGCUCCAAGGCGGUCGAGACCUUUGCCAAUGGCGUCGUGGUCUACAGCUUUUACUUGCGUCCCUUGACAGCCAUUAUCGAUGACGGCGAGCGCUCUCACUCGCCCGUCAACAGCUUUGAGACGCGUGUCAAGUGCAUGCUACGCGACAUUAGCCUCCAUUACGUCCUGCCCUCGCACAGCCUGACCCCGCUGCUCAGCUCCUCGGUGCUCAGCGCGGAGGAAGUGGCCUAUGCCUUCUGCGCCUGGAAGUUUGCCUUUCAUUUUCUGAACCGUGGCCAGGCGGCCCAUCAGCAGCUCAGCGAGCUUUUGCGCCACGCGGGGGACUCGGCUGCUUCGGCCCUUUCGGAACUUCGAGUUGCCUUCCAGACCCAUGCCUUUAACGAAGGCAGCAUUCAAGAAGCCAUUUUUGCCCAGAAGGAUUUGGUCAAACACUUGUAUGCCGAUUUUGCCCGCCGCCACCGACCAUCCUCGCUCGAGGCUGACGAACAACAGUCCACCGGCAGCCGCACAACCAGCCUGGGCUUGGAUCAGGAUCAGGCAGCUGAGCUCGCGCACAUCAAGCGUACCUGCCACACAGAUCUUGAGCAGGCUGUGUUCACGGCUUUCCUGUCCUUCAAUACCCACAUUCUCAAGACCAACUUCUAUCGCCCUAGCAAGACGGCGCUGGCCUUCCGCUUGAACCCGGAUUUCCUGUCCGGCACCGUCUACACGCAACGUCCCUUUGGCAUCUUCAUGGUCAUUGGAGCCGAGUUUCGCGGCUUCCACAUUCGCUUCCGCGACGUGGCCCGCGGCGGCAUCCGCUUGGUUCAGUCUCGCUACCCACAGGCUUACUCGACCAACGUGAGCAACCUGUUCGACGAGUGCUUCAACCUUGCCAGUACGCAGCAGCGCAAGAACAAAGACCUGCCCGAGGGUGGCAGCAAGGGUGUGAUCCUUCUUGGACUCCACCACCAGACACAGGGUGUGACCGCCUUUAAAAAGUACAUUGACGCUCUUUUGGACCUGAUGCUCCCCAAUGAAAUGACCGUGCAACACUACAGCCAACCCGAGCUGCUGUUCUUGGGCCCUGACGAGGGCACCGCAGACCUCAUGGACUGGGCCUCACUGCAUGCCAAGAAGCGUGGUUACCCUUAUUGGAAGGGCUUCACCACCGGCAAGAGCACCAACAUGGGUGGCAUCCCGCACGACUUGUAUGGCAUGACCACACGCUCAGUUCGUGCCUACGUCACCGGCAUCCAGCGCAAGCUGAGCCUCGAGGGCACGGCCUGUACCAAGGUCCAGACUGGCGGCCCGGACGGUGACCUGGGCAGCAACGAGAUUAAGCUCGGCAAUGAAAAGACCGUGGCUAUCGUUGACGGCUCGGGCGUGCUCUUUGAUCCGGAAGGCAUCAACCUUCAGGAGUUGCGCCGCUUGGCCUGCCACAAGCCCCGUUUGCCCGUGUCCAACUUUGAUAUUAGCCUGCUUUCCGCCCAAGGCUACCGAGUGCUCGUUGAUGAUACCGAUGUCAAGUUACCGUCGGGUCAAAUCAUUGAGUCGGGCCUGCAGUUUCGCAACAACUACCAUCUCCUGCCCGACCUGCACGCCGACUUUUUUGUGCCCUGCGGCGGUCGUCCGGCAGCCGUCAACGAGUCGAACUGGAAGACAUUUUGCUAUGACCAAAAGGACAACCUGCGCUUCUCGUACAUUGUUGAGGGUGCCAACCUCUUCUUCACCCAAGAGGCUCGUCUCCAACUCGAGGCUGCUGGUGUCGUCGUCGUCAAGGACGCCAGUGCAAAUAAGGGCGGCGUGACCUCGUCCUCGCUCGAAGUGCUCGCGGCUUUGGCACUGACCGAUGACGAGUUUAAGCAGCACAUGUGCGUUGAGGAGACAGAGCCUCAGUUCUACACCGAUUACGUGAAGGAUGUGCAGCAGCAUAUCCAAGACAAUGCCGACAUGGAGUUUGAGCGCCUGUGGAUGGUGAAGGAGAACUCCAAAAAGCCUCUGUGUCAGGCUAGCGACACACUUAGCCAGCGCAUUGUCAAGCUCAAGGAUGACAUUGAAUGUUCUGAUCUCUUUGACGAUGCUCAGCUGCGCCGCUUUGUCAUGCGCCAGUCCAUUCCCCAGACCCUGCAAAAGGUCGUGUCCGUUGAGGAGCUGGAGCGUCGCCUGCCUGAGAGCUACCUCAAGGCCCGUUUCUCGGCCUUUAUUGCGUCACGCUACGUGUACUUGGGCGAAGCCAAGGGGGCGACGGAGCUGGGCCUGUAUCAGUAUCUCAACCAGCUGCGCCAGCUCGCCAACAACUAAAUGCGUGCCUAGCCUUCCUGCGCUUGAGCUCGUGUGGUCGCGUGCAUUCCAUGUUCACGGUCCGGUGUUUGGUUUGACCACUGACAUUGGCCAGGCUCCUUCCGCUCGUAAGAAUACUUCACGGCAGCGCACAAAGGUGUUUUUUUUUUCUCUUGUCUUGUCUGUUGUUGUGCCAUAAGCGAUUCCAUGCGCUACUAGAGUUGAUCUUCAAAACGACA
Monosiga brevicollis MX1 is the source of this 2894-nucleotide messenger RNA. RefSeq lists its product as uncharacterized. Gene Ontology annotation, molecular function: L-glutamate dehydrogenase (NAD+) activity. The record is from RefSeq and is a predicted model, not a curated record. Bases 1 to 2676 code for a protein of 891 amino acids. Gene Ontology annotation, biological process: L-glutamate catabolic process. The transcript has 10 exons. Gene Ontology annotation, cellular component: mitochondrion. NCBI's taxonomy places the organism in Eukaryota, Choanoflagellata, Craspedida, Salpingoecidae.